This is a messenger RNA of Puccinia triticina, 180 nucleotides long. RefSeq lists its product as uncharacterized. Lineage: Eukaryota; Fungi; Basidiomycota; Pucciniomycetes; Pucciniales; Pucciniaceae. The coding region runs from base 1 to 180 and encodes 59 amino acids. The transcript is spliced from 2 exons. The record is from RefSeq and is a predicted model, not a curated record.
AUGCCUCUGACCUCAGAUCAUACCAAGAACCGGGCCGCAUUCAAGAAUUCGGAAUGUUGCUGGACCCCAACAGAUCCAAACAGUUGGAGAGGUUAUAAAAUCGUUGCAGCGCCCGACGAGGCCUUGUACAUUAACCAGGGCUCGUCGUCUCUCGUCGGGCGACGGGUCUAUACGACCUAA